This is a messenger RNA of Habropoda laboriosa, 2615 nucleotides long. RefSeq lists its product as uncharacterized. The record is from RefSeq and is a predicted model, not a curated record. Gene Ontology annotation, cellular component: nucleus. NCBI's taxonomy places the organism in Eukaryota, Metazoa, Arthropoda, Insecta, Hymenoptera, Apidae. Gene Ontology annotation, molecular function: RNA polymerase II transcription regulatory region sequence-specific DNA binding; DNA-binding transcription factor activity, RNA polymerase II-specific. The transcript has 3 exons. Gene Ontology annotation, biological process: embryonic morphogenesis; regulation of transcription by RNA polymerase II. The coding region runs from base 1113 to 2615 and encodes 500 amino acids.
ACCACACACACGUAUAUACACAGAGCGGCGCGGAACCGAACGUUGUGUGACAGACACGGUAUUGUGACAGUGCGACGGGGAGCUGCCGCGCGCUCGCUAUAUCGGGAAGCAUUCGCCGCGAGAUUCGUCUUCGAUAAGAGGAGGAGACGAAGGAGGAGGAGGAGGAGGAGGAGCAAGGUUGAAGUUGUGUUUGGAUUUUUGGCUACGCGGGUUCAAAUACGGUUUUCAAGCUUGUGGCACAUUCAGACCGAUUCGUAUCCAGUGGGCUUGAGGAAUUGUGAACAUUGAAGUUGACACGAAGUAGAGAAGUAGAAAAAGAAGGACGACGAGGAAGAGUGGUUGGAGUUUCGACUGGUUUUGUUGAGAUACCGUUUUGGAAGCUGUCUUUGUUGAGAGUAUAUUAUUGUACGAGUGAGAGAGGAAUAUUGUGAAUAUCGAGAGAUAUAAUGCUGUCGGGUGUCUAAGGGAGGAGAGUAAAGGAAGAAAAGGAUGGAAACGUCAUGGUGAUCUCGUAAAGAAGGUGCACUGACUCUAAUGGGGGGAUCCGCUCGUACCGGCUCGGUGUAUCCGCGGCGAUGCGGCGGAUUCCGGGAAUAACGGGGCUGAAAGCGUUGAGAAUGCGAGUCAGUGAGCAAUCCCGAUGAUAUUGCCAGAUAGACACCGAUUCAAGUGCCGCUGCUACGAUGACAGUUGCCUGUUGGCUGUCCCGCUGAUGCUCAGCUAGUACACACGAGUCGAUGGAUAAGCGAGAAAAAUAGAGAAGGAUGAGAGUGUAGGACUAGGUUGGAUGAUAUAUCCGAUGGUAGAGGAACGGUUACCCACGGGGGGAUAGAGCGGAAUCGGACAGGCGAGUGUACGCUCGUUAGUGAGGCGGAGAUAGCCUGAGUGAAAAUUACGAUGCGCGUUAAGUGACCGAUGGUGAGGUCUUGCAGAGACAUUUAGGGGCCGCGAGACGUCUAACGAAACUGAACUUACACCGAGGUUGCUAUAGGUGCCGAUAAUUUAUAGCCAAGCAGCUCGCGCAGUCCGAAAGGAGAAAGAGAUCGGACUUAGAAAGUCCAUAAACCUUUCGUCGAACUCGUUCCUCUCGAUCCCUGAUCCUCGACACGCCGAUGCAACACAGCCGAGGGAAUAAAAAGUGGUUAGACAUGAGCAGCAGCGAGGGCGUGGUGACUGGUCAGGGUACCGGAAGCGAUCGUCUCUGCGAGGACGUCGAUAUGGCCACUUCAACGUCCGCGUCGUCUAACCUGAAGCCGCGAAGCGGCAAGAUCAGCUUCAGCGUGGACUCCCUGCUGAGCGACAUGAAGAAGACCGCGGUGAGCGGCGGCGCGUUCGCGAGACGAGAGAACGACGAUCGUAUGGAGACGGAGAAGAGUCUGGACAUGGAGGCGAGGUAUCGAGAAUUAUUGAUAGAACAGCAGAGACUACAGAGCAGAGAGCUAUUAGCGAGGCUUAGCCCACACGGAUUAGCGUUCGCGAAUCAUCAUCAUCACCCGUCGAGCAGACUGGAUCAGGAUCAUCCGUCGGCUGGCCGGCAGGAGAUCCUAACCGUGAAGGAUUUCUCUAGAACGACCAGCCACGACAAGUCGUCCUCGCCGAUUCGAAUAGACCAAGAGGUGCAAAGGGAUCGCGACGAUCGACGAUUGUCAGCCAGCAGCUCGCCGGCGAACAGGAUCACCGAAUCUAUGAUACAGAGGGAACGGAGCAGCCAGGACGAGGACGAAAGGAUCGACAGGAUCAACGAUCCGCGAUCCGUGUCACCUGUGAGCAGACGCGAGAUCAUGGACGAUAGAAGCGACUCAGAGGCGAAUCGUUCGCUGGAAGGCGACAGAACCGAUCAUCUCGACCUGGAGGAUCAAGAGAUCAGAAGCGUGGGCCAUUCGGAGGACUUGAACGUGAUGGACUCGGAUUGCGAGCUCGAGAGAGAACUGGACAGCAAUCAGGAGAAAGAGGAGAAGUCAAGUCCGGUAGUGCCUCAACCGAUUCAUCCAGGAGUUCAGAGGCCCUCUCAGGGACCGCCUUACCUAACCGGAGCACCCGGUGCACCCGGUUGGAAUCCCGCGGGAUUUCCGCAUUCUCUCGCGGGAUUCGCGUGGCUACCCCCACCCCCGCACCCACACAAUCCCCAUGGACAUCUUUACACGCCGCACGGAGGGCCCACCAGUCCGAACGGCGACCUGAGGCUGCCGGGGCCGGGACCAGGUCCGGUCAGGUGCACCCUGAGGAAGCACAAGCCAAAUCGCAAACCGAGGACGCCGUUCACCACUCAGCAGCUGCUCUCGUUGGAGAAAAAGUUUCGUGAAAAGCAGUACCUAACUAUCGCCGAACGAGCGGAAUUCUCCUCGUCCCUUCACCUCACGGAAACGCAGGUGAAAAUCUGGUUCCAGAACAGGCGAGCGAAGGCGAAGCGUCUGCAGGAGGCGGAAAUCGAGAAGCUGAGGCUGUCUGCGAGGCCGCUGCUUCACCCGAGUUUCGGCUCUGGCCUCAUGUUCUCCGGAGUGGGGCCUCCUGGAACACCAGGAGUGCCUCCCUUCAUCGCGGCGGCCAUGGCUAGGCACACCCAUGUCGCGGCCGCGGCAGCCAUGUUCAUGGGGCCCCCUGGACACAGGCCUUAA